Messenger RNA from Ipomoea nil (Japanese morning glory), 705 nucleotides. RefSeq lists its product as uncharacterized. Lineage: Eukaryota; Viridiplantae; Streptophyta; Magnoliopsida; Solanales; Convolvulaceae. The transcript has 2 exons. The record is from RefSeq and is a predicted model, not a curated record. Bases 1 to 705 code for a protein of 234 amino acids.
AUGGCACAAGAGAUGAAUAUCACUGUUAUCUCCACGCCAUCUAAAUUAAUUGAUAUAGUUUUGGCUCCUGAUGGGUCUAAUUUUCCUGAAUGGAAGUUUUUGAUUAAAGUAAAUUUAGAUGGUAUGGGGAAGGGUGAUCAUUUGGAAAAAGAGUGUCCUACAGAUGCUACAGCUGGGGACUGGAAAACUACUGAUAAAGCAUUAAUGUCACGUGUAAUUAAUUGCAUUGAUAGGAGAAUUAUUUUAUCUAUGCAACACUGCCAAACGGUUAAAGAAGUAUGGGAUUUAGUGAACAAAUGGUUUAGUGGAACUAGUAACUUGAGAAAGUUAUACCAAUUAUCUCAGGAAGCGUAUCGGUCUAGUCAAAAGGGACGUGAGCUUAGAGAUUACUAUUAUGACUUUAAGAGUGUUUGUGUUGCUUUGUGUGCUGCUAUGCCGAUAACAAAUGAUGUGGGUGAAAUGACAAAACAACGUGACAGAUUACUUGUUUUUAGUUGGAUUGCUGGUCUGGAUAAAGAAUAUGAUGUUAUUAGAUCUCAACUGCUAGGAAAUAAGGAUUUAGAGUCUUUGGAUCAAGUAUUUUCUAUGCUACAGAAUGCAUCAGGAAAUAAUGAUUCGAACGAGCUCCAGGAAAGAAAUGUCCUUAUGUCACAGGGGGGAAGUACCAGUGAUAAUUAUGGCUAUGGCUCUCGAGGAGGGGGGUAA